Molecule: messenger RNA, 1917 nt
Organism: Gracilinanus agilis (Agile Gracile Mouse Opossum)
Lineage: Eukaryota; Metazoa; Chordata; Mammalia; Didelphimorphia; Didelphidae
Gene: PRKAR1B
Product: protein kinase cAMP-dependent type I regulatory subunit beta
Exons: 8
Coding region: 16-789 (257 amino acids)
Biological process (GO): regulation of protein phosphorylation
Cellular component (GO): cAMP-dependent protein kinase complex
Molecular function (GO): cAMP-dependent protein kinase regulator activity
Source: RefSeq, a predicted model, not a curated record
AAAGACUACAAAACGAUGACUGCCUUGGCAAAGGCCAUCUCUAAGAAUGUGCUCUUUGCUCACCUUGAUGACAACGAGAGGAGUGACAUAUUUGAUGCCAUGUUUCCUGUCACUCAUAUUGCUGGAGAAACGGUCAUACUGCAAGGAGAUGAAGGUGAUAAUUUCUAUGUCAUUGAUCAAGGAGAAGUUGAUGUGUACGUAAAUAUGGAAUGGGUGACCAACAUUGGUGAAGGAGGCAGUUUCGGAGAGCUUGCACUGAUCUAUGGCACACCGAGGGCUGCCACUGUCAAAGCCAAGACUGACCUCAAACUUUGGGGCAUUGAUCGGGAUAGCUACAGGCGCAUCUUGAUGGGCAGCACUCUGAGAAAACGGAAGAUGUAUGAGGAAUUCCUGAGCAAAGUCUCCAUCUUGGAAUCACUGGAUAAGUGGGAACGACUGACAGUGGCUGAUGCACUGGAAACUGCCCAGUUUGAAGAUGGAGAAAAAAUUGUGGUUCAGGGACAACCAGGGGAUGACUUUUUCAUCAUUACGGAGGGCACUGCUUCUGUUCUUCAGCGCCGGUCUGAUAAUGAGGAGUAUGUGGAGGUUGGAAGGCUUGGGCCAUCGGAUUACUUUGGAGAGAUAGCUCUGUUGCUCAACAGGCCUCGGGCUGCCACUGUGGUGGCCCGGGGACCACUGAAGUGUGUGAAACUUGACCGUCCUCGUUUCGAGCGAGUCCUCGGUCCCUGCUCUGAAAUCCUGAAGAGGAACAUUCAGAGAUACAACAGCUUCAUCUCCCUUACUGUUUAAGGGAGCCCUUCCUCCUUCCUAACCCUCUCCAAUAUCUGCCUGCCUUUAAAUGUUAACCUUGUGACUAACAGGUUUGACCUGGACCAUUUCAUAGCUUUAUCAAGUCAUGUGGUUUUUGGUAACUUUUCAUGUUUCUGUCUGAUGCACUUGAGAGAACUGACCAUUUUUUAUGUCAGAGAAGACAAACAGAUUUGGAUGAGGUUUGCGUUUUGACACCUUGGAUGAAUUCUAAGAGUUGGGACUCAAAUAAGUGGAAAUAAAAUACUCAUCUUAUGCAUUUUGUUUGUUUGUUUUAAGUAGAAGCCCCAAAUAAUCGUUUACUCUUUUAUAGAUAUACUUUAUCCCAUUCAGUCUUUACAACAGUCCCAUGAAGUAGGGAAUGUAUAGAUCAUUGUCCCAUUUUAAAGAUGAGAAAACUGGGGAUCAAUGAGAAUAAAUACUUGUCCAAGGUAGCACACCUAGGAAAUGAGAGUAUGAAUUUAAAGCCAGGUCUUUCACUGAUAAUUCAUUGCUUUUUCCAGUCUACCAGACUGCCAAAAAAAAAAAAAGAACUGUCCUAUCUUUUAGCUGAUUUGAUCAAGAGCUGAUAUUUCUCUAAUCAGAAAAGGAGAGAGCAAUAGCAUUCUAGAACUAUCCAGUGUCAAAUCCUAGAUCAUUCUGCUUGUUAUUUGAAUUGGAAGUCUGCUUUCUAACUGGUUUGUGAGUGAGGACUUUAAAGGAUGAGUUUGUUGUUUUAGGGACAGAAUUGUAGAGGCAAUAGUGCCUGAGUUGGAUGGGCCUCCUUAACAUUAAAAGGAGAAAAAAGAAUACUAAUAAUAACAGAUGUUUUAGCUUUUCUAUUUUUAACUCUACCAAGAUGUAUUCUUCCACCACCUCAAUUGUUAGAAUCCUUGAAUUAAGUUAUCAUGCUAUUCUUGAGAUGGCAUUAUAAUCCACAGAGGGGAUGGCUUUGUCCCUCUUUCCAGGAAUUUACCUUCUAGUUGGGAAGACCCGACAAACUAUUACAAAUGAAAAAAAUAAUACACAAAUUUUUCCUCUUUCCUUGCUCUCUCCCCUUAGUUCUACUAGACUUAGGUGCCAGGGACUCAGCUCCUUAUUAAAAGGUUGGGGAAUCAUCAGGAAGCUGCA